Molecule: messenger RNA, 918 nt
Organism: Gongylonema pulchrum
Lineage: Eukaryota; Metazoa; Nematoda; Chromadorea; Rhabditida; Gongylonematidae
Source: the annotation of a GenBank genome assembly
AUGUUGACGGCUUUGUUGAAAAAAUAUUUUGCCACGGAUUUUAGCACUUGGUUUUCAGAUCAGCAGGAAGUGUUUGAGCGGAUUGGUUCUAGUGUGCUCAGCAAUGCAUUCGAGGGAUACAACGCCUGCAUAUUUGCAUAUGGGCAAACAGGUUCUGGAAAGAGUUACACGAUGAUGGGUACAGUGGAGAAUCCGGGAAUUAUACCGCGUUUGUGCUGCUCAAUAUUCAAGAAAAUCGAUGAGUUGUCGUCGGCGACGCUGGCUUUCAAAGUGGAAGUUUCUUAUCUUGAAAUUUAUAAUGAGAAAGUGCGCGAUCUUCUGGACCCAAGAAAAACAAGCAAGAAUUUGAAAGUGCGUGAGCAUAAGGUGCUUGGCCCAACGGUUGAUGGAUUAUCCGUCUUAGCUGUUUCUUCGUAUGAGCAAGUAGCGUCGUUAAUGGAGGAGGGAAAUAAGUCGCGAACAGUUGCCGCAACAAAUAUGAACACGGAGAGCAGUCGUUCACACGCUGUUUUUAACAUUCGCCUCACGCAAGCACUCACUGAUCUCGAAAAUUCUUUUACGGGUGAGAAGAUGAGCAAAAUAUCGCUGGUGGAUUUGGCAGGAAGUGAGCGCGCUCAGAAAACGGGUGCUGUUGGGAAGCGACUCGAGGAAGGAGGAAGUAUCAACAAAUCACUGACGACGUUGGGUAUGGUAAUUUCAGCCCUCGCUGAGCGUUCGUGUUCCAGUGCUGGUUCGAAAGCUAAAUUUAUACCUUACAGGGAUUCGGUUUUGACCUGGUUGCUGAAAGACAGUCUCGGUGGCAACAGUCGGACAGUAAUGGUCGCAACGAUAUCGCCAGCAGCUGAUAAUUAUGAAGAAACGCUGUCUACACUGCGGUACCAUUUCCCAAAAAUUGAUACAUUUUUCAAUGCUAUUUGA